AUGCACAAGUGGAAUUUGAAUAAGAAUUUAAUCUCCAAUGAGGAUAACAAAGAGAUCUCAGAAUCCGUAAACUUUAAUAAAGAAGUAAACACAUUGGGCAUUAUAUGGAAUCCAAAACGAGAUACCUUUCAAUAUCGAAUCAAUUUAAAACCGCAUUUAUCGAAACUCACCAAGAGAGUUAUAUUGCCAGUUGCUUCGAAAAUAUUCGACCCAUUGGGAUCGAUUGGACCAAUAACCGUUCAGUCCAAGCUACUACUUCAAAAUCUCUGGCGGUCCAAGGUUGGAUGGGAUAAUCCCGUUCCUGCUGAAUUGCAAUCAAAAUGGACACAUUUUCGUGCUCAACUGCAGAGCAUCUCUAAAAUCUCAAUUCCACGAUACGCCUUUAGCAACGAUUACGUUUCUUCAGAGUUGCAUGGUUUCUGCGACGCUUCAGAACUCGCUUAUGGUUGUUAUUACAUCAAAACUGAAAACUCACAGGGAGAUGCAACUGUAAAUUUAUUGUGUGCGAAGUCGAGAGUAGCACCAGUAAAGUCUAUUUCAUUAUCAAGACUAGAGCUUUUGGCAGCAUUGUUGCUUGCCCGACUCUAUCAACAAGUAACUAAAGCUUUGACAAUUAAGCCAACGUCAACGCAUUUAUGGAGCGAUUCCACGAUUACGCUUGCAUGGAUAAAGGGUGAAUCCUCUAGAUGGGUGCCAUUUGUGGCAAAUAGAGUCACUGAAAUUCAAAAACUAACCGAUCAAAUAGAGUGGCAUCACGUUGACUCGAAGGGAAACCCUGCAGAUAUUAUAUCCAGGGGAAUGAACCCUGAACAGUUAAACAGUUGUCUCCUCUGGUGGAAUGGACCGAAGUGGCUAAAGACGAAAGAUUAG
Molecule: messenger RNA, 870 nt
Organism: Solenopsis invicta (red fire ant)
Lineage: Eukaryota; Metazoa; Arthropoda; Insecta; Hymenoptera; Formicidae
Exons: 1
Coding region: 1-870 (289 amino acids)
Source: RefSeq, a predicted model, not a curated record